Molecule: messenger RNA, 783 nt
Organism: Schistocerca cancellata (South American locust)
Lineage: Eukaryota; Metazoa; Arthropoda; Insecta; Orthoptera; Acrididae
Product: proton-coupled folate transporter-like
Exons: 6
Coding region: 31-783 (250 amino acids)
Biological process (GO): transmembrane transport
Cellular component (GO): membrane
Molecular function (GO): transmembrane transporter activity
Source: RefSeq, a predicted model, not a curated record
CGAGCACAGAGUUUCUGCUCUUUGAAGACCAUGGACACCGAACGGAAGCUUUCAGUUCAAGACGAUGCGUCGGGCACUGACCAACAGUCAGCCAUUCUCAAUGACGGGGAACAAAUCAAAUCUUCACGCAAAGCGCAAUGGUGGCGCGUGCGGCCGACGGUGGAGCCCAUGGUGCUGCUGUUCAUGUUUUCCAACACGGCGGUGAGUUCGUUCGUCGGCGCGCUCUUCACGGAGCGCGUGUGCCGCAUGAAAGACACGACCGACUGCCCGGACGACAAGCGCGCUGAAGCCGUCACGCUGAUCAUGUACAAGACCAUCAUCGAGGCGCUGGUCCCCGCUUUCGUCGCAUUAUUCAUCGGCAGCUGGAGCGAUAAGUUCGGUCGCCGUCCCAUCUUCAUAUGGUCUUUCCUCGGCAACACCGUGGCGUACGCGGCGUGGGCGGCGCUGUCGGCGGUGCCGGACCUGCAGCCCGAGUGGCUGCUGCUGCCCUCCGUGGUGGCCUCCUUCAGCGGCGGCAUGAUGAACCUCAUGGGCGUGGCCAACAUCUACAUCGCGGACGUCGCCCCUGUCGACGACAAGGCAGUCCGGCUGGGCAUCCUGGACGUGUCGCAGUACACGGGCACGAUGCUGGGCUCGGGGCUGUCGGCGCCCAUCACGGCCGCUCUGCAGUACUACGGUGUGUACGCGAUGGCCGCCUGCUUCAUGCUGGCGUGUCUGCUCUACGCCGUCUUCCUGCUGCCGGAGACUGUGCCGCCGUACACCCCGCCCGAGGAUGUAUAUUAA